Epinephelus fuscoguttatus (brown-marbled grouper) is the source of this 2979-nucleotide messenger RNA. It is a transcript of the gene zcchc17, whose product is annotated as zinc finger, CCHC domain containing 17. The record is from RefSeq and is a predicted model, not a curated record. Bases 115 to 879 code for a protein of 254 amino acids. NCBI's taxonomy places the organism in Eukaryota, Metazoa, Chordata, Actinopteri, Perciformes, Serranidae. The transcript has 7 exons. Gene Ontology annotation, molecular function: RNA binding; zinc ion binding. Gene Ontology annotation, biological process: RNA stabilization.
AUUGGUUUACACGGCUUGUUGUUAAACCGAUGUGCCCCGGAUGUAAAACGGCAGCAGUUUCGCUAAAGCGAAAGACCCACUCACUGAUAACUGUGGUCCACCUCUGCUGAGACAAUGUCUGACAGUGACGGGCCAGGACAAGAGCCUGCUGGACUGGAUGGUCUGCCACCAAUGCACAGCAUUUCCAAGGGAGAGGUGGUGUCUGUGCAGACCUACGGAGCCUUCGUCAGACUGCCGGGAUACAAGAAGGAAGGCCUCGUACAUGUGAGUGAGAUGUCAGCCACACGGGUAGAGAAUGCCUCAGAGAUUGUCGAUGUGGGGGAGAAGGUGUGGAUUAAAGUCAUCGGAAGAGAGAUUCGGGGUGACAAGGUGAAGUUGUCCUUCUCUAUGAAAGCUGUCAAUCAGGGAACAGGUCAGGACUUGGACCCAAACAAUGUCAUGGCAGAGCAGGAUGCGAGGCGACGUAGGCAGUUUAGAGAUCACACUGGCAAUAGGAUCACACUGGAGGCCGUACUCAACACAACGUGUGCGAAGUGUGGCUGCAAGGGUCACUUCACAAAGGACUGUUUCUCUGCUCCGGGCUUGCAGUACGCUCUUUUGCCUGAAGAGGAUGAUGACGAGUCACAACACCAGCAGCAGCAGCAAACCUCCACAGUUGCGCCACUGCCAGACGCGGAUAAAAAGAAGAAGAAAAAGAAGGAGAAGAAAAUGAAGAAGAAGAGGAAGAGGGAGAGGAAGGAGUCGGGGAGCGACGAUAGCAGCAGUAGCAGCAGCAGCGGCGAGUGCAAAUCCAAGAGGAGGCGCCGCGACCACACUCAUGACAGAGAGGACAAAAAGAAGAAGAAACACAAGAAACACAGAUCACACAAACACAGCUAAGACAGCCACACACACACACACACACACACACACACACACACACACACACACACUGCAGCUGACGAUAAAGGGGAAGUGGGUAGCUACUGACGGAGUGACAGACUUCCAGCUGUGUGUCUUUUUUAAUCUUUCUGGCUCAUUAUAGAAGCCUUCAUCUAUUUAAGUUAAGGAAAGUUAUUACUGUUUCUUCAUGUCACACAUUCACACUUUUCAUCAAGUUUAAAGAAACAAAAUCGGUCACAAAAAUCAGGUGACAAGCCCCACUUGUCCUGAAGUAACCCCUGGCUCCCUGCAGAGGGAGGAGUUUACACAUCAUAUGUAACCAGAUAGAUGUAACCAAUAUGGCAGCAAGCGGCUAUCCCCUCUUUGAAUCCACAUAUUGUUUACAGCUAUCAAGUUUCAUCGAGAAGACAUUAAGACAGUAAUGCUGAAUGUUAGCGGGAGUCUGACAUGAAAAGCCCACACACACACACACACAUACACACAGAGGAAGUUGUAAAGACAAACAGGACGUGUAAUGCAGCACAAUUGAGCAUGACAGGAACUUAAAGCUGAGAUGAUAUCCUGAGGUUGUCUGCCGCUUAUUGUCCGUUUGUGUGUGCAUACAGCACACGUGUGUUUGUGUGUCUUGCCCCCCGGGGACUGCUUAGAGUACACACAACCCUUGUCCUGCAUGACAACUGUUAACUCCAUUAAAGGUGUUUUUAUUUGUGGAGAUAAAAAAUGUCUCUUGAUGUCUUUGUUCUUUGACCUUGAGCUGUUAAUGAUGCUGUUAAAGUUGGUCCAUGGGGGACUAAAACAUGCACACACAAACAUCAGAAACUCUCAGGUUGAGCCUAGUGGUACACCUCAGGGUCAUUUAAAAUUAAUGCUUUUAAGCACGGUGAGGUUUUUAAGGCCAGGACUGAGCUGAGGGAUUUACACAACAUGAACUGCAGGUUAGGUUGUGUCCUAAAAGGUCAAAGUUGCAAAAAGUUGAAAGCAGUGUUGUAGUCAAGGCCACUUUAACUGAGACUUAGUCAUGUCCCAGACUGGAGUAUAUUUAUAUUGACACUGAGACAAGACCAAGACCAGUUUGAGUCCCACUCUGCAUAACACACUAAAGAGAAAACGUAAAACAUGCAAAAAGUAGACACUCCUCAUACUGAUCUGGAAAAUCCACACUCCCAUGAAAAUACUGACAGAACACCAGUAAAGAUUCCUCUUUAUUCACCUCAUAUUGCCAUAUACUGUGCAUAUGAGUGUAUGUAUAAGACAAAAGGCAUUGCAGAGAUGAAUUUUAUGUGGGAAUUUUCCUUUGUUUUCUAUGAGCAAACAAAUACAAACACUAAGAAGCUGAAAUCAACUUAACAUCUAUAUUUAACACUCUGUUUUUGCACAGGCAGUUUUGUGAUAUCGCUACAUUUGUGGUCUCGACCAGUCUUGAUAUAAAAUCCCGAGGCUGAGACAAGACCAAGAACAUUAAAAAGUGACCCUGAGACCAAGAUUCUCAAGUACUACAAAACUGGUUAAUAGUGUAGCCUUUACUUUCAUUUAAAAAGAAAACCCCCAUGUCUCUGUACGUCAAGAUAAGACAAUGUUAGAGAAUCCACAUCUUGUUUCGUUUGUGCUGAACUGACCCCGGCUCUGAGCUCCCACUUGUAGGAUUGUGGUGAAAUAGAUUGUUUCCAGCUGCAGGGAGUUGGCUCGAGUUCAUUGGUCAGUCUCAAGACUCUUAUUUUUUUCUCUUGCUUGCACCAGACAGAAGUACAAGAUGAAUUUAAUAUGGUCAGUUAAACAUUUAAUAUGACCCCACACUUGCACAACCAGAACUGUGGAUUUGCACAUAAUUUGAAUACGUCGGCGAGAACCAGUCUCUACUGUACAUACUUGUUCAUGUAUUUCAAUAUUUGAUUUGACCUUGGGGAUUACCUGAAGCUACAUGACCUGCCCACCCUGCCUACGACACAAUCAGCCCCCUUUGCUCCUCUGGCCUCUGGACCAAGGCCUGGCCUUAGCUAAAUGUUAAGGAAGCAUUUAGCUAGCUAUUAAAUGCCAGGUUAACGUUAGGGAAAGGAAAAGGGUAAGAGUUACAACUCAGUAGUUAUAACUUUAAUCACG